Molecule: messenger RNA, 4332 nt
Organism: Menidia menidia (Atlantic silverside)
Lineage: Eukaryota; Metazoa; Chordata; Actinopteri; Atheriniformes; Atherinopsidae
Source: the annotation of a GenBank genome assembly
CUGAUCUCGCCCAUAGGUGGCGCUGCGCACUCACCGAUGGAGGGGGAAGAGAGCUGCAGAGGAGGACACGAUAUAUCACAAUUCACCGUAACAGGCAGUGAAGAGCUAAAGAGGAUGGCUCACUCUAAAGCUCGAGCCGCAGACGGGAAGGUGACUUACCCCCCGGGGGUCAAGGAGAUCUCUGACAAAAUCUCCAAAGAGGAAAUGGUCCGCAGGCUCAAGAUGGUUGUGAAGACCUUCAUGGACAUGGACCAGGACUCUGAAGAGGAGAAGGAGCUCUAUCUGAAUCUGGCCCUUCACCUGGCCUCGGACUUCUUCCUCAAACACCCAGACAAAGAUGUGCGGCUGCUGGUGGCCUGCUGUCUGGCUGAUAUAUUCCGGAUUUACGCACCAGAGGCGCCCUACACUUCCCCAGAUAAGCUCAAGGACAUUUUCAUGUUCAUAACAAGACAGCUGAAAGGACUGGAGGACACCAAAAGUGCACAGUUCAACAGAUACUUCUACCUGCUGGAGAACAUAGCUUGGGUGAAGUCUUACAACAUUUGCUUUGAGCUUGAAGACAGCAAUGAGAUCUUCACCCAGCUUUACAGAACACUCUUCCAGGUCAUCAACAAUGGUCACAACCAGAAGGUCCACAUGCAUAUGGUGGACCUGAUGAGCUCCAUCAUCUGCGAGGGAGACACCGUAUCCCAGGAGCUGUUGGACACUGUCUUGGUCAACCUCGUGCCAGCGCACAAGAAUCUGAAUAAGCAAGCAUAUGACCUGGCCAAAGCCCUGCUGAAGAGGACGGCCCAAGCUAUUGAACCAUACAUCACUAAUUUCUUUAACCAGGUGCUGAUGCUGGGAAAGACCUCAGUCAGUGAUCUGUCUGAGCACGUUUUUGACCUCAUUUUGGAGCUGUACAACAUAGACAGCCAUCUGCUUCUCUCAGUCUUGCCACAGUUGGAGUUUAAACUCAAGAGUAAUGAUAAUGAUGAGAGACUACAGGUGGUAAAGCUGCUAGCUAAGAUGUUCGGAGCCAAGGACUCAGAGUUGGCUGCGCAGAACAAACCCCUCUGGCAGUGUUACCUGGGCAGGUUUAAUGACAUCCAUGUGCCAAUCAGACUGGAGUGUGUGAAGUUUGCCAGCCAUUGUCUCAUGAACCACCCAGACCUGGCCAAGGACCUCACAGAAUUCCUGAGAGUCAGAUCACAUGAUCCAGAGGAGGCCAUCCGCCAUGAUGUCAUUGUUUCUAUAGUAACUGCUGCUAAGAAAGACCUGUCCCUCGUCAAUGAUGCGUUGCUCAAUUUUGUAAAGGAGAGGACCUUGGACAAGAGAUGGCGUGUACGCAGGGAGGCCAUGAUGGGCCUGGCAUCGAUCUACAGGAAGUACGCACUGCAAGGAGAGGGUGGCAGGGAGGCCUCCAAACAGAUUUCCUGGAUUAAAGACAAACUUCUUCAUAUCUACUAUCAGAACAGCAUUGAUGACAGGUUGCUGGUGGAGAGAGUCUUUGCCCAGUAUAUGGUUCCUCACAAUCUGGAAACCGCUGAAAGAAUGAAGUGUCUUUACUACUUGUACGCCACACUGGACACAAAUGCUGUCAAAGCUUUGAAUGAGAUGUGGAAGUGCCAGAACCUGCUAAGACACCAUGUCAAAGACCUGCUGGACCUGAUCAAAAAACCCAAGUCUGAAGCUUCCAGCAAGGCUGUUUACGCCAAAAUCAUGGUGAUCACAAGGAACCUUCCUGACCCGGGCAAAGCUCAGGACUUUGUCAAGAAGCUAGCUCAGGUGCUGGAUGAUGAUGAGCGGAUCAGAGAUCAGUUGGAAACCUUGGUCAGCCCUUCCUGCUCAUGCAAGCAAGCUGAAGUCUGUGUGAGGGACAUCACUAAGAAGCUCGGCAGCCCUAAACAGCCCAGCAAUCCUUUCCUAGAAAUGGUAAAGUUCCUGUUGGAGAGGAUCGCUCCUGUACACAUUGACACAGAAUCCAUCAGUGCUUUGAUAAAACAGGUGAACAAAUCUAUAGAUGGAACAGCUGAUGAUGAAGAGGAGGGUGUCCCCACUGAAGAGGCCAUCAGAGCAGGACUGGAACUCCUUAAGGUGCUCUCCUUCACACACCCAGUGUCGUUCCACUCCGCAGAGACGUUUGAGUCUUUGCUGGGCUGUCUGAAAAUGGAUGAUGAGAAAGUAGCCGAAGCCGCGCUGCAGAUCUUCAAGAAUACAGGCAGCAAGAUGGAGGAGAGCUUUCCCCACAUCAAAUCCGUUUUACUGCCAGUACUGCAAGCCAAAGCCAAGAGAGGCCCCCCUCGCCAGGCCAAGUAUGCCAUCCACUGCAUCAACGCCAUGUUCACCAACAGAGACACACACUUUGCCCAAAUAUUUGAGCCCCUCCACAAAGGCCUUGACCCUGCUAACCUGGAGCAGCUCAUCACUCCUCUGACCACUCUGGGUCACCUGGCCCAACUGGCCCCAGAACAGUUUGCUGCACCUCUGAAGUCUCUUGUUGCCAACUUCAUCGUGAAGGACCUGCUAAUGAAUGAUAGGAUCCCAGGCAAGAAGACGACCAAACUCUGGGUUCCUGAUGAUGAAGUGUCUCCAGAGACUCUGGCAAAGAUUCAGGGCAUAAAGCUGAUGGUGAGGUGGUUGCUUGGAGUGAAGAACAACCAGAGCAAAUCUGGCAACUCCACCCUGAGAAUGCUGACUGCCAUUCUGCACAGCGACGGGGACCUAACUGAGCAGGGCAGAAUGGGCAAACCAGAUAUGUCGAGGCUCCGGCUGGCGGCGGCGUGCGCUCUGCUGAAGCUGGCGCAGGAGCCCUGCUAUCAUGAAAUCAUCACACUGGAGCAGUAUCAGCUCUGUUCUCUCGUCAUCAAUGACGAGUGCUACCAGGUGCGCCAGUGUUUUGCCCAGAAGCUCCACAGAGGCUUGUGCCGCCUCCGUCUGCCGCUGGAAUACAUGGCAGUGUUUGCUUUGUGUGCCAAGGACCCUGUGAAGGAGAGACGGGCUCAUGCUCGCCAAUGCCUGGUGAAAAACGUCAACAUACGCAGGGAGUACCUCAAGCAGCAUGCAGCCAUCAGCGACAAGUUGUUCUCUCUGCUCCCGGAGUACGUGGUGCCCUACACCAUCCACCUUCUGGCACAUGACCCAGACUAUGUGAAGGUGCAGGAUAUCGAGCAGCUGAAAGAAAUCAAAGAGGCUCUGUGGUUUGUCCUUGAAAUUAUCAUGGCCAAGAAUGAGAACAACAGUCACGCUUUCAUUAGAAAAAUGGUGGAAAAUAUGAAACAAACAAAAGACGCACAGUCCCCCACCGAUGGCAAAACAAACGAGAAACUUUACACGGUGUGCGAUGUAGCCAUGAACAUCAUCAUGUCAAAGAGCACCACUUACAGCCUGGAGUCCCCGAAAGACCCCGUGCUGCCCUCACGCUUCUUCACCAAACCAGACAAGAACUUCAGCAACACUAAAAAUUACCUCCCGCCAGAGAUGAAGGCGUUCUUCACUCCAGGAAAGCCCAAGUCAGCUAACGUUUUGGGGGCAGUCAACAAGCCCCUGUCGUCGGCCGGCAAACAGCUCCAGAGUAAAGCCUCUCGCAUGGAGACCACCAGUAACAACGACUCCUCGUCCAACCCGGGUUCUCCACAGCGCACCAAGACCAGGCACGACAGCACAGAAAUGGAUCACAGUGAAAACGAGGACUUCAGCCUAAAGCGAGCAGACAGUGUUGACAAGGACAUUGACAAACCCCGUGGUCGCAAGAGGGGCGUGGCCUCCAGCGACGACCAGGAGAGCAAGCCGAAGCGUGGCCGCAAGAAGGCGGUUGCCAACACGACGGCAGCGGCCGAGUCCGAGGACCAGUGGGACGAGGACACCCGGCCGGAGGACGAGCAGAACAGCCCGCCCAAAAAAGGACGACGGGGCCGGCCUCCGAAGUCGGCCUCGUCCGGCCAGGAGACGCCCGCCAAGGGCCGGAGGGGGCGGAAGAAAGCCACGCCCCCACCAGAGGAAGACGAGGAGGAUGAGGAGGAGGAGGAGAGGGGGGAUGAGGAUGCAGAAGAGGAAGAUGAAGAGGAUGACAGGAGCAGCGAAAACAUGGAGGUGAAGACGAAGGGGGGACGGCAAACCAGAACGCCACGCCGAUCUCAGGGCUCGGAGUCAGCAGAGUCCACGCCGCAGAAACGGAGAGGACGUCCACCCAAAUCUGCCCAGCCAGCCGCCAAGAAACCAGCACGCGGCGGGCGAGCGAAGGCCGCUGCUGCUAAAGACGAGUCUGAGGAAGACGAUGAAGAAGAGGAGGAGGAGCAGGAAGAUGAGCCAACACCAAAGGGUCGCAAGAAGGCCGUCGGGCGAAGAAGAUGA